Molecule: messenger RNA, 4190 nt
Organism: Anopheles aquasalis
Lineage: Eukaryota; Metazoa; Arthropoda; Insecta; Diptera; Culicidae
Product: transmembrane protease serine 9-like
Biological process (GO): proteolysis
Molecular function (GO): serine-type endopeptidase activity
Source: RefSeq, a predicted model, not a curated record
GGUACGAUCGGUUCAGCGAAGGCCGUCGUCCGUGGUGGUUCGUGGUUUGUUUUGCUUUUGGGGGGUCAGAUCGAGGACGGGAAUUCCCUGCUGCAGCUACACUACUGCGCAUCGUCGUCGUCGUCGUCGUCGCUCUCGUUGUGUGGUGAUUGUGUUUCACUGUCAAGAGGUUAUCGGCCAUCGUUUCGUUCAGCAUGGCACGGUUUUGGUGGUGCUACGCACUGGCAUUCGGAUCGCUGCUGCUCUUAUCGUCCUUGUUGGCCUCCGGCCAAGCGCAAACCUGUGGCAGACGGAUGGUUGAUUUGAUGGCACUGAUCCACAAAGGAAACGCAGCAAAGACGGGCUACUGGCCGUGGCAUGCGGCCCUGUUUGAAAACAAAAUCCGCUCGUUCGAGUACAUGUGCGGUGGUUCGAUCAUUAGCCAAAACCUUAUCCUCACAGCGGCCCACUGUCUGAUGACGGAGAAGGGACUGAUCGCGGCGGAGCGUCUGUUGGUGCAGGUUGGCCGCAAUCGGCUGAAGCUGGCCGAUACGCGGGGCCAGGAGCACGAGGCACACCAGCUGAUCACCCACCCGGACUUCGAUGUCAACGAUCUGGUGCAUGACAUUGCGCUGAUCAAGCUCGCCACCGAUAUCUCCUUCACGAACUACAUUCAACCGGUCUGCCUCUGGGAUCGGAAUGUGGACCUGCAGGGCAUUGUUGGGACGAAGGGUUUCAUCGUUGGCUACGGAUUCGACGAUUCAGACAAGGUGUCGGACUAUCUGCUCGAUGCGGAGAUCCCGGUCGUCGAUAGCUUCACCUGCAUCAACAGCAACCCGGAAGCGUUCGGUUUGAAGCUGAAGGAUAAGAUGUACUGUGCGGGGGCACGGAAUGGUGUCAGUGCCUGCAACGGGGACAGCGGUGGCGGUAUGUUCUUCAGCUACGGCAACGUCUGGUACAUUCGGGGUUUGGUGUCGUUCAUACCGCUUCGCGAACAGGUGGCCCUCUGUGAUCCCAACCAGUACACCGUGUUUACGGAUGUGGCCAAGUAUUUGAGCUGGAUUCGGGAGCAUUUCCGACAGUCGUCGGGAUCGAGCGGUGGCGGAGGAUCGCCCGUACACUCGCCCGUCGAUCAGAGCGGUAAGCUGCGUCUGCUGAAUUUGGACGUUUGUGGCAAAAGCCGCUUCAUGGAUCGGGCCGAAUCGUCGAAACCGGUAUUCAUGGGCUACCCGUGGAUGGCACUGCUGGAGUACGCCGUCGAUGGGGAACGCGAAAAGCAAACGCUGUGCCACGGUACGCUAAUUAGCGAUCGCUACGUUCUAACCGCUGGCCACUGUAUCACGCAGCUGCCGAAACGAUACAGACUAACCACCGUCCGGUUGGGUGAUUAUGAUAUCAAGACGACCCGGGACUGUGCAUCGGUCAACGGGGAAGAGGAAUGUGCGCCUCCGGUGCAGACAAUGCGCAUCGAGUCGGCCAUCGUGCACACCGGAUUCAACACGCCCAAGUACGCCAACGAUAUCGCGCUGAUCCGGUUCCGCGAACAGGCCGUCAUCUCGCAGAGCAACGUCCAGCCAAUCUGUCUGCCGGUGAGCAACGAGUUGCGUAGCUUCAAACCGACCACCUACACUCUGACGGCGUGGCCAAUCGGUGGUAACGUGCUGGGGCGUGCGGAUCGUCAGGUCGUCGAUUCGGUCGAGUGUCAGGCGAACUACACGCGCUACUCGAUCACGCUGGAGAAAACCUUCCGACAGAUUUGCCUGAAGCAGGAUCAGAGCAGUGGAACCCGCUGUACCUUCCCGAAAUCGGCCGCUCCGUUGCAAACGAUACAGCAACUGAAUGGUGACAAUCGGUACGUCAUGCAUGGGUUGCUAUCGUACGGUCCGAAGGAUUGCUCCCAGGCGUACCCCGACGUGUACACGUACAUUGGGCCAUACAUGGAGUGGAUACUAAACAACAUACACGAAGCACUGACGCCAUCCCUGGAACCGGCGCAGUACAUCUGCUUCGUCAGCUUCUGUCCGAACGUUUCCCGGUUGCUCUCUACGCAGGUCGCAAAACUGACCACCGCAAACGGGUUGAAUGAAAUCCGUAAACUCAAUAUCAGUCGCCAGCUUGAUCAGCGCGAUAUCAUCGUGGACCUCGUCGUGCUCGAACUGCGGGUGAAUGAUGAAGCGAUCCGUUCCACACCAUUCAUUGUCAACGCAACAUUGGCGUCUUCACAGCGACUGCCGCAAGAUCACUUCUGUGGGGGGAAUCACACGGCUCACAGCAUGCGAUCGUGCUGCUGGCCCGGUGCUCGGGGAUUCCCUCUGUUUCCAGCGUUGAUUGGUCUCUUGGGCACGGUCCCGCUAGUGAUUGGCCUGCUCGAAUGUGGCGAACGAAAGGUGAAGACGGUCUACCUCGUCCAGCAUGGUCUCGAGGCCAAGGAAGGCCACUGGCCCUGGCAUACGGCCAUCUAUCAUCGCGAGGGUAACGAAUUCAGUUACGUCUGUGGUGGAUCCAUCAUCGAUCGGAACACGAUUCUAACGGCGGCACACUGUGUCAUGACCGAUCACGGGCCGAUUGAACUGGACCGGUUGUCGGUGCAGAUUGGCCGAAACAGGUUGUCCGUGGCAAGCGAACGAUCGCAGGAACACCAAGCGCUCGAACUGAUCCUGCAUCCCGGCUUCAACGUGAACAGUGUGGCCGAUGACAUCGCGCUUAUCAAGCUGGCCACCGAUAUUACGCUGACCAAGUACAUCCAACCGGUUUGCCUAUGGAACCAGGACGAUAAGUUGGAGCUGAUUGUCGGCAAGAACGGUACGAUCGUGGGCUUCGGUUUGACGGAGAACGAUCGCGUGUCGGACUAUCUGCGCCAGGCGGUGAUUGGAGUCGUCGACUCUUGGACCUGUCUGACGAGCGACCGGGAAGUGUACGGUCCAACGUUGACCAGCGGAAUGUACUGUGCCCGCGGUAAGGUCGGUGUUAGCGCGUGCAACGGUGAUAGCGGUGGCGGCAUGUUCUUCGAAUUCGACGGCACCUGGUACGUCCGGGGCAUCGUGUCGUUUAUGCCACUGCGCGAUCAAACUGGCUUAUGUGAUGGCACCAAGUAUACGGUGUUCACCGAUGUUGCCAAGUAUCGCGAUUGGAUCGCACAGUUCGUCAACGAAACGCAGGCAACCGAACGGCGGGAUCCGCUGUCGGUGGACAACAGCGCCAAGCUGCGGAUGCUUAACUUCAACGCCUGCGGAAUUGCUCCUGCGGCGGCGAAUGGAACGAACGGGACGUUUAUGGCCUACCCCUGGCUCGGGUUGAUGGUGGUGCAACCCCCGGGACAACGGCCACAAGGAUUGUGCCAGGUAACGCUGAUUAGCGAGUGGUAUGCCGUCGGUCCAGCCCACUGUUUCGCCAACGAUGGUAUGGAACGUACGGUUCGAUUGGGGGAAUACGAUACAGCGACGGAACCGGAUUGUAUCGAUCGCAACGGUAGCCAGGUAUGCGCUCCGUCGACACAAUCGCUACCCAUUCACAAGGUCAUCAUCCGUCCGGACUACAACGCGCUCGGUAUCACCGACGAUCUGGCCCUGGUGCAGCUUGGGCAACCGGCCGAUCUGACGGGUCCGAAUGUGAGACCCAUCUGUUUACCGGUGACGAGGGAGCUACGCAGCUACAAACCACGGAACUUUAUCGUGAGCAGCUUCCUACAGGGCUCCCAAACCACGCUCUUCCAGACGGAACCGAUCUACCUGAACUCAGUCAACUGCCAAGAGCGGUACAAAGCCAUCGGUCAUCCAUUGCGCAAAAGCCACAUGCAGAUCUGUGCCUUGCACGAACCGUCCUCAUCGUCGUCGUCGCAGAAUGAUACUAGUGCAGAGGUGGCGUGUCAGAAGAUGCUGUCCGGUGCUCCUCUUCAGGCCCGACAGGAGCUGGGCAGACGCGAACGGCACUUCCUGCACGGUUUGCUAUCGUUUGGACCGCGUGAUUGUGAUGCCACAGUGCCUGAAAUAUACACCAAUGUGGCCAACUAUCUGGACUGGAUACUGUACAACAUGGUGCCGUUGGAGGCUGAUAAGCCCGCUAUGCCAGGAAGAGUGGUCUUUCCGGAUGAUUAGCGGAACGCAUUGGAACUCAGCGCCUGCCGGCAUCAGUGUUUGCAUCGGUCAUACAGGAAAUGGAUAGCAAUGAAAGAAAAUUUCGCUGAAAUAUAUACAUAUCUGGUCAUUUAUAUU